Messenger RNA from Pundamilia nyererei, 6508 nucleotides. Its product is annotated as phospholipase D1-like. The record is from RefSeq and is a predicted model, not a curated record. Gene Ontology annotation, biological process: intracellular signal transduction; phosphatidic acid biosynthetic process; phospholipid catabolic process. Bases 98 to 3205 code for a protein of 1035 amino acids. The transcript is spliced from 26 exons. Gene Ontology annotation, molecular function: D-type glycerophospholipase activity; phosphatidylinositol binding. Gene Ontology annotation, cellular component: intracellular membrane-bounded organelle; plasma membrane region. NCBI's taxonomy places the organism in Eukaryota, Metazoa, Chordata, Actinopteri, Cichliformes, Cichlidae.
UUGGUCACCGGCUCGCGGCACCACAGCAGAUCUCCGGCUGCCGUCACUUCACAUCACAUCAGGAGGUGAGCCCCGGGCUCCAGACUGAGUGCUAGCCAUGCUGCAGCAGAUUGAGCCAUCGUCCAGCACCCUGCAGCUGGUUGCCAGUGAUAUGAGCGACAUCAUGGACAAUCUGGACACCCGCGAUCUCGAUUUAGGCGAUGGAGAUUAUGACACGACAGACACCAAUGCACCUGCAGAGGGUUUGCCUUUUAAAGAGAUUUACAACACAGUGGGUUUCAAGGAGACAGAGGCCAAAGUCUACCUUUCCUCUCCCAUCACUGUCAAAAUCCUGGAGGUGGAGCGUUUCACCUCAGUUCAGGACCGCUUCAACCUCACCACGCAGAGGAGCGUCAACAAGUCAAUGCCAGCUGUGUAUAAAAUUGAGAUGAAACAUGGAGAGUUUACAUGGUUGGUGAAGAGGAAGGAGAAGCACUUCAUCGAUCUCCACAGAGAACUGAGAACAUACAAGACCUUCAUGAAGAUUCCACUUCCACGCAGUCACACGGUGAAGAGGAACAUACCGUUGAGGAGUGAGGUGAGCCAGAUCCCAGAACUCCCCAGAGGAGGCGAUGGCGAACUGGACAGAGGAGUUUCCAGUCGAAGGAAACAACUGGAAGAUUACUUGAAUACUGUGCUAGCGAUGCAGAUGUAUAGGAACUACCACGCUACGAUGGAGUUCAUUGAUGUUAGUCAAUUGUCUUUCAUUCACGACCUGGGACCAAAAGGACUAGAGGGAAUGGUGCUGAAGAGAUCCGGCGGCCAUCGGAUCCCCGGCAUGAACUGCUGUGGUCGCAGCAGAAUGUGCUACCGCUGGUCCAAACGGUCAGUUGUGGUGAAGGACUCGUUUCUGCUGUACAUGAAGAUGGAUUCAGGCGCCAUCUCCUUUGUAAUGCUGUUUGACAAAGAGUUUGGCAUCAAGAUGGACUCCAAGGACACGGAUACCAAACACGGCGUCCGUGUGGACAGUCUCUCCAGGUCAUUGGUGCUCAAGUGCAACAGCUACAGACAUGCCCGCUGGUGGGGUCAGUCCAUUGAAGGCUUUGUCCAGAAGUAUGGCUCAGCCUUCCUCAAAGAUCACCGCUUUGGAUCUUUCGCUAGAGUGGAAGUGAACAUCCCUGCCAAAUGGUACGUGAACGGGAAAACAUACAUGGAGGAUGUGGCCAAUGCUCUCGAAGAAGCCAAGGAGGAAAUCUUUAUCACCGACUGGUGGCUGAGUCCAGAGAUCUUUUUGAAAAGGCCAGUUGUUGAAGGAAACCGAUGGCGUCUCGACUGCAUACUAAAACGCAAAGCGCAACAAGGAGUUCGAAUCUUUGUGAUGCUCUACAAGGAGGUGGAGUUAGCUCUGGGCAUUAACUCAGGAUACAGCAAGAGAACACUGCUGCGCCUCCACCCCAACAUCAAGGUGAUGCGCCACCCAGACCACGUCUCCUCCGCUGUGUACCUGUGGGCGCAUCAUGAGAAGAUCAUCGUCAUUGAUCAGUCGGUGGCCUUUGUGGGUGGGAUUGACCUUGCUUAUGGACGUUGGGAUGACAGGGAACACCGGCUCACCGAUGUUGGGAGUGUGACGCUCUCUCACUUGGAGCAGGCUGCAGCUGCCUCUCCCAGCAUGGCUGCCCAAGCCAACGGCAGUGGUACGUUUUCCCAGAGCAACGGAAAAGGCGUAUUCACUGUGGCAGACUCGAUGGACCAGCCAAGGCUAAAGAGUCACGGGAGGUUGAGGAGGACCAGGAUGAGCAUCAGAAGACACCUGCAGAAACACGGGCUGGCCCAUCCCGAUAGCGACAGUGACCUGGAGCACGAAGAGUCCUCUGACCCAGUGCAAAAUGAGCCUGCGGGGGUCGGAGAGUUGCAUGGGAACACGCGAUUCUGGCACGGGAAAGACUACUGCAACUUUGUGCACAAGGACUGGAUUCAGCUAGAUAAGCCUUUCGAUGAUUUCAUAGACAGGCACAAAACUCCCAGAAUGCCUUGGCAUGACAUCGCCUCAGUGGUUCAUGGGAAAGCAGCUCGGGAUGUGGCCAGACACUUCAUCCAGCGGUGGAAUUUCACUAAGCUUGUGAAGCCAAAGUACCGCUCCCUGUCAUACCCAUAUCUGCUGCCCAAGUCUCACACCACUGCUGGAGAACAGCGAUACCAAGUCCCCAACUGCAUCCCCACCAAAGUACAGAUCCUGCGCUCAGCUUCAGAUUGGUCUGCUGGCAUCAAAUACCAUGAAGAGUCCAUCCACAAUGCCUACGUCCACGUCAUCAAGAACAGCCAGCACUUCAUCUACAUAGAGAAUCAGUUCUUCAUCAGCUGUGCCGACAACAAAUAUGUUUUCAACCAGAUAGGAGACGCGAUUGCAGAGCGCAUCAUUCGUGCGUACAGGGAGGGUAAAACGUAUCGCGUUUAUGUGGUGACGCCGCUGUUGCCGGGAUUUGAAGGAGACAUCAACACUGGAGGCGGCAGCGCCAUCCAGGCUGUCAUGCACUUCAACUACAGGACCAUGAACAGAGGAGACCACUCCAUCAUUUCCCAGCUCAAGAAAGAGAUGGGAGAUAACUGGAUAAACUACAUCUCCAUCGCUGGUCUGAGGACUCACACUGAUCUGGAGGGGAAGCUCGUCACUGAGCUCAUCUAUGUCCACAGCAAGAUGCUCAUCGCGGACGACAACACCGUCGUCAUCGGUUCUGCCAACAUCAACGACCGGAGCAUGCUGGGAAAGCGGGACAGCGAGGUGGCGGUGAUCGUGGAGGACUCGGAGAUGGUGGACUCGGUGAUGGACGGAGAGCCGUACAAGGCGGGAAAAUACGCCCUGCAGCUCCGGCUCGAGUGCUUCAAGACGAUCCUCGGCACUUACACAGAUCCCACCAUCGAUGUUUCGGAUCCAAUCAGCGAUCACUUCUACAAGGAGGUCUGGAUGUCCACCAGCGCUCGCAACGCCUCCAUCUACCAGCGAGUUUUCCGCUGUCUGCCAUCCAGCGACGUCCGUAACAUAAUGGAGUUGGAGGGCUACCUGGCCAAGGCCGGCCUGGACAAGGAGGACCCGGCUCGGGCUCAGGAGGAGCUGAAGAAGAUCCGUGGCUUCCUCGUUCAGUUUCCUCUUCAGUUCCUGUCUGAACAAAACCUGCUUCCACCCAUCGGCUCCAAGGAGGCUAUGGUGCCCAUGGAGGUCUGGACCUGAGGCAGACGGGGCACGUCUGUGUUCGUUGAGUGGAAGGUGGAUAGAAAACACUCUGACGCCAUUCUGGAGGUCUGACGGGGCUCUGACCAAAAACAGAUGAGGUCAUGCUGGAGCUUUUUAAAUGUUAUGAUCUCUGUUUCACAUCAUAGAUUAUAGCUCAUGAUUGCAUGUUAAGAAGACAGCAUCUCCCUGAGUUGAGACUCUCCACAAACACACAGACCGAUGUCAAAAAUGCUGACAUGUUCACAGAGAGCAGAGACUGGAAAAAUGAAGUAAUCAUAGAUAAAAUCAUACAUGAAGUUUAAAGGAUAAAUAAAUGUAUUGACAACAGGCAAUUUAUGUGAUUUAAAUAGAUUACCUGGCAGCCUCAACAGGCGUGCCACAGGAAAACAGGUGUGGUCAAAACCGUUUAAAAUGGUUGUGUCACACAAGGAAAUCACAGAAAUCGGAGAUUAUUUAGAAACACCUACUAAUUACUGUGAUGAGCUUUAAGCUGCAGCUUUAGAGGAAUGUCUGCCCUUAAGGCAGAAAUAUUUCUGGAUACUCAUGUCAAUAAAGCAGGAACUAAAAUGCGGUCAGUUCCCCAAAUUUUGUCCAAGCAGGCUUUUGUGUGUUUGUUCAAACCCACAUUUGUUUGAGUUACACUAAUCUGAAAAAGCUCUAAUAAGCUCCAGUUUCUAAACGAAUAUACGAGACCACACCUGACUAUACAUCAAGCAGCCACAACAUUAAACCUUCUGACAGGUGAAUCACAUCUUGUGAAAAAACAGUGCUUUGCUGAGAAGCUUUGAGUCCUGGCAUCCCAUCAAAAGAUAGUUGCAGACUAAAUGCAUACACCCUUUUAUGUUACCAACACUCCCUGACAGCAGCGGUCUCGUCCCAGCAUGAUGAAACAUGACGCAAAACCUUCCCGGGAACACGAUCUCCACCUAGAGGCCAAAACUUCUAAUCUUCACUAAAAUCUGGUCGACCAUCAGCAGGAUGAGCCAGAGCAGGCAGAGCAAUCAAUGCAGCCCACAUUAUUAAAGGACAGUCAUUAGGGUCGGGCAUGGACCUCAAGUCCUGGGCAGUUUUUGCUUUGUGGGGGAGACCACUGCUGUUGCAACGGGUGGUAGCAUGUAGAUGUGCAUGAGCUUGGUCUGCAGAAAUCGUGAUACAUACCAGGGCCCUGGGGCAGAAUCUUUAAUUGCAUCAAAAUUACAAAUGUUAUUCAUUUAAACUGCCAGGACUUCUGUUCUCACAGCCUGGGGUGACCACAUCAUGACUGUCCCCACUUUGUGACAUCAUACAGAGCCAAUAGUGGAAACAUUUUUAUAAACAGAGGGUUUGGAGCAGUGUGAGUUUUGGGCUCAGCCAUGUUUAACAUGACUAUCCACCAUCUGAUUUAUGACAGAAGGUGGACAGACCUAAAUGUUGUGGCUCUUUGGUGUGUGUUACUUUCUGUGUUUAGUAGCUCCAAAAACCAGAAUUGACUCUUUGUUACAGACAUACAGCAGUUUUGAUUACAGCCUUGUAAACGUCACCUCCAGCAUGGCGUCAGCUGUGAUGUAACAUCUAUGAACCUAACCUUACAAUGUUCAAAGACUGAGAGAGACUCCACAGCUUCCCAGAGCUCAUAUGUGCACACAGGUUGCUUCUGAACAGAAGCAACAGACAUGGGCGUACAAACCAGCAACAGAGGGAGCGAUGGACUCUACAGUGCCUGAAAAUCUAGGCCUCGUGUUUACAGGAAAAAAUGAAAUUCCCCUGUCACCGUGAAGCUAUUACUCUACCUUUUUUGUUUGUUUUUUAAGUACAGCUUGAGCCUCCGUUCUCUAACAACACUAUGCAACGUCCAGCUCUGACUCUUCUGCUUUCAAAAGACACUAAAUCGUUAAAUCCAGCAGAGCAGAGGCGGGGAUGAAGAGCCGGAUCGAGCUGUCGGGCGUCUCUGCACAUGUUUUCCUUUUAAACUUGUCUCAUGUGGCUGCUUUUAAUAUUUAUGUCAAACAGGAAAUCAAACGUGCCAAAGAUGACGGACUGUACGCUGAUGUUAACACACAUUCCUCAUACUGUGGAUUCUGCAUGACUUAAGCCUCAAGUGACCUACGUUUAUACCAGCUGUACUGAUAUAGCUCUAUGUUGCUGGUUUCUAAUUUCCUAAUAAUAAUUUUCUGGAAACCACUACUGUAACUUGGUGAUUGGGGGAUUUAAAUAAUAAUAAAUAUUAAUUUAUUACUUGUGUGUAAUUGGGAACAUUUUUCUAGAUGUAAUAAAUUAUUUUCAUUGGUUGACUUUUAGAAAGACUCCAGUUAUUGAGAUCAAUUCAUACAACGUGUCACUAUUUCCAGGAAACUAUUAGGAAAUUAUAGACUUGUAUAAAGCUAUUUUAUUUUGGAGAAGCAUGCAUGAAGAGUUUAUUAAAUUGCUGCAUUUCCUUUUGUGUCAGAAAGCGGAAAUUUCCCACAAUGGCUAACUUUGCAUUAACAGGUAAUACUGGUUUGUUACUGGUAUAAUGGAUGUUUUAUGUCCACCAGGGGGCGGUAGAACAACAUGUUACCACUUUAGUAAGUUGUUGUGAUGACUGUGUCUGCAAACUGUUGCCAGUUUAGACAAGCAGCAGGAAUAAAGACGCGUGAUUGUCCAUUACUGAGUUCACCUGCUGAAUAUCCAUCAAAUCUAAUUCGGAAAGUUAUGAUGCCAAAGUCUGUCACUGUUCCAGAUGGUGAUUCCCAAUGUUUGGUUGACUGAACGACUGAACAGCGGUGCUUGGAUAGAUCUCCCCUUGGUGAACUUGUGUGUGUGCAGCGUUGCUACCAUGAGACACUGCAGUCACAUGUUUUUGCUACCAUGAAGUCAAUCAAAGCUCUCUUAUCUUAGAUCAGGACGUCUGCCUGUGAUACUUGUGAUACUAUUUGCAUUCUGCCUUUUAGUCAUUUUAAAUUAUCCGGUGUUAACAGUCAUGGGGGAUCUAAAAGAGUAGCUUCUGUCACAUUUUCACAAUCCUGAAUCAACUAUUCACCCCAAAAGUCAAACUUUCACUCUUUCAGCUGCAUAUUUGGUCUCCACCUACUCUAAGAAUUGCCUCUUACAGUUCAGCUGCUACAUGUAACACUAUACUGAUCGGCUACUUGGAUAGUCUGUGUAGAGUUGAGGAGAAUCCAACAAACAAAAGCCUUCAAUGCUUGUGGCGUUCCUUUGAAAUUGGAUUAAGUGUUGGUCCUAUUUGGAACAGAACUGCACUUUGGUGUAAAGUGCGACGAAGUCAGACCACAAGACUUUCAUGAUUUCAUAUUGACUUUGUGGACUUUGACUGAUUUAUGU